AUGGAGCAGCCUACCAAUACCACCGAUACCAAGAACAUGAAGCAGAUCGUCCCCGAGGUCACCUGGGCCCAGCGUUCGUCCACCACCGAGCCCGAGAAGAACCACAUCUACAUGACCAUUGUCGUUCCUGAUGUUGACUCCAAGAACUUGAAGCUUGAUCUUCAACCCUCAUCGCUUGAAUACACCGGUUACUCAGAGAGCAAGAAGGCCACCUACCACGUCAAGAUGGACCUAUUCGCCGAGAUUGACCCCAAGGAGAGCAAGAUCAACCACUCUUCGCGCUGGACCGAGCUGGUUCUGCAAAAGAAGGAGCUCAACGAGGAGUACUGGCCUCGUCUCCUCAAGGACAAGCAAAAGGUUCACUACAUCAAGACCAACUUCGACAAGUGGGUUGAUGAGGAUGAGCAGGACGCCGUUCCCGAGGAUGACGACUACAUGUCCCGCAUGGGUGGCAUGGGC
This is a messenger RNA of Aureobasidium namibiae CBS 147.97, 459 nucleotides long. RefSeq names its product HSP20-like chaperone. Gene Ontology annotation, molecular function: Hsp90 protein binding; protein-folding chaperone binding. Lineage: Eukaryota; Fungi; Ascomycota; Dothideomycetes; Dothideales; Saccotheciaceae. Gene Ontology annotation, cellular component: cytosol; nucleus. The transcript has 3 exons. Gene Ontology annotation, biological process: chaperone-mediated protein complex assembly; protein folding. The record is from RefSeq and is a predicted model, not a curated record. The annotation marks the transcript as partial.